Rhinolophus ferrumequinum (greater horseshoe bat) is the source of this 3211-nucleotide messenger RNA. RefSeq names its product calcium binding protein 39 like (gene CAB39L). Gene Ontology annotation, biological process: intracellular signal transduction. The record is from RefSeq and is a predicted model, not a curated record. The coding region runs from base 447 to 1451 and encodes 334 amino acids. Gene Ontology annotation, molecular function: protein serine/threonine kinase activator activity. The transcript has 9 exons. NCBI's taxonomy places the organism in Eukaryota, Metazoa, Chordata, Mammalia, Chiroptera, Rhinolophidae.
AAAGAGUGUGUUAGAGAGGGAGAAGAGAACGCAUAAGCAAGCUGGUUUGACCAGAAACAGAACUGCCUGUGACAGAUUAAGAGACAAGCAAGGCUUGGAAUCUGAGAGCAAGCAAAGAGAGUGGAAAUUUACAGCUGCCCUGUGUGAGUGUUCAAGUGAUCAUUUUCUGCUAACGUUUUUCCGGUGGUAACUGUUACUUUUCAAAGAGAGACAGAAAGUCAAAAGGGGAUUGUGGAAACUCUUUUCUCUGCCAUGCUUUGGUAAUAGGAAGCACCCUCUAUUGAAUGGAAGAUAAAGGCUACUUCAUCUAAAGUGCUUUGAGCCCAAGAGAGAGCUGUCUUCAGCACCUCACCAUGUGUCUACUUUUUGUUGCUUAGACAAGCCUGGACAUUUCUAUAACAUUUGCAUUCCAUAUUGGAAGAAGAGAUUUCUAUAGGUGAAAAAAAAUGCCUUUGUUUAGUAAAUCACACAAAAACCCAGCAGAAAUCGUGAAAAUUCUGAAAGACAACUUAGCCAUUUUGGAAAAGCAAGACAAAAAGACAGACAAGGCUUCAGAAGAAGUGUCGAAAUCACUGCAAGCGAUGAAAGAAAUUCUGUGUGGUACAAAUGAAAAGGAACCCCCAACGGAGGCUGUGGCACAGCUCGCACAAGAACUCUACAAUAGUGGCCUGUUGGUGACACUGAUCGCUGACCUCCAGCUGAUAGACUUUGAGGGCAAAAAAGAUGUGACCCAGAUAUUUAACAACAUCCUGAGAAGACAGAUAGGCACUCGGUUUCCUACUGUGGAGUACAUUAGUGCUCAUCCUCAUAUCCUGUUUAUGCUCCUCAACGGAUAUGAAGCCCCACAGAUUGCCUUACGUUGUGGAAUUAUGUUGAGAGAAUGUAUUCGACAUGAACCACUUGCCAAAAUCAUCCUCUUUUCUAACCAAUUCAGAGAUUUCUUUAAGUAUGUGGAAUUGUCAACAUUUGAUAUUGCUUCAGAUGCUUUUGCUACUUUUAAGGAUUUACUAACCAGACAUAAAGUGUUGGUGGCAGACUUCUUAGAACAGAAUUAUGACAUUAUUUUUGAAGACUAUGAGAAAUUGCUUCAGUCUGAGAAUUACGUGACUAAGAGACAAUCUUUAAAGCUGCUGGGGGAGCUGAUCCUGGACCGACAUAACUUUGCGAUUAUGACGAAGUACAUCAGCAAGCCAGAGAACCUCAAACUGAUGAUGAACCUCCUUCGAGAUAAAAGUCCCAACAUUCAGUUUGAAGCCUUUCAUGUCUUUAAGGUGUUCGUGGCCAGUCCUCACAAAACGCAGCCUAUUGUGGAGAUUCUAUUAAAAAAUCAGCCCAAACUCAUUGAGUUUCUGAGCGGCUUCCAAAAAGAACGGACGGAUGAUGAGCAGUUCACAGAUGAGAAGAACUACUUGAUUAAACAGAUUCGAGACUUGAAGAAAACAGCCCCUUGAAGUCUCACCCCAUUUCCUGCCACAGUCACCAUCUCAUUUGUUCAGUUUAUGCAAAAAGUGUCAUUUCAAAAAGUAAUCAUUCUUGGGAAGGCUUUUGAGAUACCUAUUUUUUCUCAAUCCAUUGUUCAGGGUAGAUGAAAUAUAAACAUCUGAAUGAAAAAAAUUAACCUAGAAUAAUAUAUUCAUUUUAAUCAAGCCUGUGAUUAUUUAUGUGAAAUCAGAGCAUUAUACAUUAGACAUUGAUAAAAGCAAUUGUAACCCUUUGUUGAUGAGAGACAGCAGGGUCGUGGGCUUGCAGACCUGAGUCCUCAGUCACGGGCAGCCACCGAGGAGGAGCCCAAAUGAUGGGUCACUGAGUCCUCAAAGAGGAUUCAGUUCUCAGGAGAGCUGGCCAUGGUGGCAGAAGGCACAAAACUAUGUUACCUAUAGGCACUUAGACAAACACAUUUCUUAGGCACUGAAAGAUCAGAGAAAAUAAGAUGCAGGUUUUCAGUCAUCACAUAUUCCUGUCCCCUCCCAUGUCUUCUAACUGUAACUCGCAAUUCCUGACUUCCUAGAGAAUGCAUGUGUUGCUCAGCCCUGCUUUCUGCUCGCUGCCCCACAGUCCGUCCUGAGCAUGCCCAACUCCUGGCACCCACCACCCACUGCACCCUGCCCUGGGGAUAGCACAGAACCAACCAAAUAUAAGCAGGACAGAUUAGCGACGCACAGGGCACAGAGGACACGUGGUAUGACCUGGUCACUUGAGAAUUCGGAACAGAUGGUUAAGAACCACACCGCUAAUUGUAGUCCUUUAGCAUUUGUGAAUGUUUGGGAUAUUUCAUUCAUAAUUAUUAUUAUGGGAAACAUGUUUUGUGGUAAAAGUGUGUUUUAGAGUAGGAAUCAUUGCAUUGGGAUGCCAGCGCGCACAAAACCAGGAGUCCAGAGGGCUGCACAGGUCUUUAGACCAUUCUUACAAACAAGGAAAUGCUGCCUUUGGGAUGGCAAUAAUGAUUAAAUGCAUGGAAAAACUGUCAAAUGACUAAAAAAAAAUUUUUCAGUUUAUUUUCUUAUAAGCUGUCACUCUAAUUUCCCAUCAAAGUCUUCAGUGAAAAGGUUGAAAACCUGUAAAAUGUUGGUCCCAAAUACUCUCUUGCAUACUAGGAUGAUUAAGGAGUUAAUUUGUGUCUUUUUUAAAAGACACGGAACCAAAAAAAAAAAAAAAAACUGUCAUGGUUUGUUUUCAGACAUCAAGUAUGUGAAAUGGAAUUUUGAAGCUGUAUUUACAAGAAGUUAAAGGAACAAUCAUUAACCUGUAUUUUUUUCCUAAUCCUGUUUCCAAAUCAUGAGUUACUGCCUUCUGUGGGAAGCUUCACUUCUUACACUAUUGGGUGCUGUGUUCUUCAGCCAGAUGUGUCUCCACCCAGAAAGGGAAUGCUCCCCUCCAGGAUCAGUCCUCUCCGUAGGUUUCACGUCUGAAGAAUUAUCUGGCAGGGUUUCACCCUCUUGGCUGGGGCACAGGUACUGUUCUUCUGUGCCCAGCGUGGAACCCUGAGGCAGAUGGUGUGGACCUGCGGGGCCUGCUUGUAGCAGCUCUGGCCAGUGCCAGCCUGGGAGGGUCAGCGGCAGCCCAUCUGAUGACCUUCAUUCUUUAAUCACUGAAGCCUGAUUACUUUUAUAACAUUCCCAGACAGCCCAGAGUCUCUUAGAAUUUGAUUUUCUGGUUUUGCUGAUAUGGUUAAAAGAGAUGAGUGUCAAUAUUAAAAAACAAAACAAAAAAA